Molecule: messenger RNA, 1125 nt
Organism: Aspergillus viridinutans
Lineage: Eukaryota; Fungi; Ascomycota; Eurotiomycetes; Eurotiales; Aspergillaceae
Exons: 1
Coding region: 1-1125 (374 amino acids)
Source: RefSeq, a predicted model, not a curated record
AUGGAGGAUGUCGGAAAAAGAGGCCUAGGUCAUGUUGUCCUGGAUGCCGUUCGACUCGACCACCGAAGAUUGACAAUAAGCUGCAACGUCCUAUACGAUCCCGCUGAGGACUCGACUCUCGCAGAUCUGGCCGUGCUUGGGCGGGGGAUGUCUCAAGUAUUUCGGCACUACCGACCUGUCUCUUCACCAUUGAAUGACUUGAGUCUAAUUUUUCCGUCUGAAGAGUCAGAUGACCCGGCUAUUGAAGCCCAGCUCCAAUACGAUCAGGUGUAUUCCAGGUAUCUGCAAGAGUAUCCAAAAAGACGAAACUCGGCCAACAACCUUGGGUCUAGUACGCGGGAUUUGGUCUUUGCUUGGUACGAGAGACGUCUCGAUGAAAUCAGCGACAUCGUCCAGAAAUCUCGUCUCUCCCAUAGGUCCGGUGGUGCCGCCUGCUCUAUUGCUGGUUGCCUUUCGCUGCCACAAUUACUUCUGGUGACCACAUACACGUUCCUCCGAUCAUGCCUUCCCUUCCAGACGGGCGACCACGGCCAAAUACUGGAUAUUCUUCGGCGUGAAGAGAAAGACUGGUGGCCGCGCAUCGGAUCUGAAGGGCUAUCAGAACUGAUCUCGCGGAACCACGAAGCAAGAGACACUCGAAUGGAUAGGAUAUGGGAGGAGAUACGCAGCACCUUAAUUCAAGGCCACUGCUGUUUUUCAGUAUCUUCCCAAGACCUACGAGACCAGCUCCGAUAUAUUCUCAGCAACUUGGACCAGAUCUCAGCGAACGGAUCAAGUACUAGGCAGGAGCAAUGGCUGUCUCCUCCAAAGACGCCUUUUGGCAGAAGAGGCACUGUGGUGCUCGUUUGCUUUAGUCUCUCUGUCGUACCGAGCGGUUCAAUGCCGCCAGUUCACUGGGAACCGGACAAUUCCACACUCAAAGACAUGCUUCGUCAUUUGAAUCAAUCGCCACUCUUCUCCAACGGCAUAACUCUGAAUGAGUUGUGCACUGCGUUAUCGUCACUUGAUUUACUGUUUUCCUACGAGGACAAACGCGUCACCAAUUUCCAGGAAGAAAGAGAGCUGUCGAAGCUCAUUCGGUUAAGCUAUAAGGGACCACAUGUGCCAACCAUCGGCUACCCCUAA